AUGCCUUCCAAAGGUACGAUCGUCCUCACUGGGGCCAAUGGCACCAUUGGCAGCGCCGUUAUAUCUCGUAUCAUGUCCUCGCGCGAGCUCUUUUCGUAUCAUGGCAUCUACAUUGUCCGCAACGCUUCAUACUAUGUCGCCCCUGAACAGGAGACUACACAUGCCUACAACGCGCUCUCGCUCGAACUUUCGAGUCUGGACCGCGUGCGUGCAGCGGCAGUUACUAUCUCCUACAAUGAAGCCUCUUCUCGAAAUUAG
Talaromyces atroroseus is the source of this 258-nucleotide messenger RNA. RefSeq lists its product as hypothetical. Lineage: Eukaryota; Fungi; Ascomycota; Eurotiomycetes; Eurotiales; Trichocomaceae. Bases 1 to 258 code for a protein of 85 amino acids. The transcript has a single exon. The record is from RefSeq and is a predicted model, not a curated record.